GUUUUCACUUUUCAGGCAAAAACCAAAAACCACACUCGUUCCUCAUUCCUGACACCUAUCUACUAUGUUUUAAUGUGACCGGAAAGCUUUGCAGAAACCGGUGAAGAAGAUGAACCAAUCACCGUCCGAUCAGGCAGCUGCCGGCCCAUCCGUGAGGAAACCCGGUAGUUUCAAGAAGAGGGCUGUUUCAGAAUUGGAAGGCUCCUCCAGCGAGAAGAUCCACCUCAGAGUGGUUGACCAAGAAGGUAGUUCAUGUGAUUACUAUAUCCCCCGAAACUUAGCUAUGCAGAAGUUCUUGAGACGUUAUUGUCAGGACAAGAACUUGGAGUAUCUGUCAAUGAUCUUUCUUUACGAGGGCAAUCGCGUCCGUGUCCGAAGCACUCCAGCAGAGCUUCACUUGGCUGAUGGUGAUCAGAUCGAUGCAAUGGUUUAUGCGGGUGGGGGAGGCCAUUCAACUGUUUAAAAAGCAAUCAACUAGAGAAGCACAAGGGAGUAUGAAUCUAUGGAUGAAUAAUAUCUCCUUUUUUUUAAAAAAAGUUCCCUUUUGUUCAACAAUUUCAACUUUUCCAUUUGUGGAGAUUGUUGAUUAUGUUUAUGAAGUGUAAGGAUUCUAAGUUUGUGGAGAUUGUUGAGUAUGAAUCUAUGGAUGUAUAACAUCUCUUUAAAUUUCUUUCCAAGGUUAAUGACUUGCAGUUUCUUU
Oldenlandia corymbosa var. corymbosa is the source of this 700-nucleotide messenger RNA. NCBI's taxonomy places the organism in Eukaryota, Viridiplantae, Streptophyta, Magnoliopsida, Gentianales, Rubiaceae. The record is from the annotation of a GenBank genome assembly.